Molecule: messenger RNA, 4866 nt
Organism: Belonocnema kinseyi
Lineage: Eukaryota; Metazoa; Arthropoda; Insecta; Hymenoptera; Cynipidae
Product: forkhead box protein J1.2-like
Exons: 4
Coding region: 669-1472 (267 amino acids)
Biological process (GO): regulation of transcription by RNA polymerase II
Molecular function (GO): RNA polymerase II cis-regulatory region sequence-specific DNA binding; DNA-binding transcription factor activity, RNA polymerase II-specific
Source: RefSeq, a predicted model, not a curated record
AUUAUACAGCACCGGUUAGUUCUUCGUCCCCCACGUCACUCAUGACAUUCACCUUUUUUGCGCCGUUACAAAUUUUCCUUUUCUCAUAAACAUUUUCGACUAUUACUCAUAUUUAAAAACCUCUUCAAAAUUCCUCAUUUUAUACGUGCUCAAGUGAUUAAAUGGCAACGAUUUCAAGAGAUUUGCAGAACAGAGUGAAGUUUAAGUGACAAAGUUCAGUUUAGUUAUUAACUCGGUUGAUUUUUGGCUUUGUGAAGUUUGCUUACUAUUCAUCUGGAGCUUCGAAUUAUGUCUGAGCGCUCUUUUAGAAUAGGUAGGAACAUAAUCAUUUUUUUAGAAAUCGUGAUUUGAUCCUCGUUACUGAAAAUAAAGUGAUGUCAAUGCCAGUAAAAAUGUAAUAAGUGUUACUUAAAUAUACUGUGGAAUAUUCAUGGUUGGCGACUGAACCCGUGAUUGGGCACCCUGGGAAUUUCAUUAAAUCCUGAUGGGUCGCUUGACAAGUGGACCGGCCUGUUGAAGAGAUCAAAUUAUAUUAAAAAUCAGUUUCUAUGUGCAUUCCUGGCCAUUAAAUAGACAUUCUUGUCCUGGGAUGUAGAAAAUUUCCGAUAUUAGUUAUCGAUUUGGUGGAUCAAAAAAUUAAUUGGUGAUGAAAGACGGAGAAAGUGAAGAUGGACGUGGCCGACGCUGAGGUACCGACGCCGCCUGCGAUAAUGGAUAGUAUGGAGACAGAUAAUUAUGGCGUCGAAGCUGAAUUGACAAGUCUGUCUUGGCUACAGUCUCUAGAUAUUACGAGUGCAUCAAGUCUACCGACUCCACCAUGUUCACCCUCACCACCCCCUAUUCCCCGGCAACCGCCGAAGAAGAUGUCCCCCUUACUCAAGGCACAAUUAGAUCUUCUCGAGAACGCAGAAAAAUACCGCAUCGAUUUUACUGCAAAACCUCCUUUUUCAUAUGCAACUUUAAUUUGUCUCGCCAUGCGUGCAAACAACAACAAACUAACUCUGUCGAAUAUUUACGCGUGGAUUCGAGAGAACUUCAUGUAUUAUAAAUACGCCGAUCCAGCUUGGCAGAAUUCCAUCCGGCAUAAUUUGUCCCUCAACAAGUGCUUCGUUAAAUUGCCUCGCUCAAAAGACGAGCCAGGCAAAGGAGGUUUUUGGAAAUUGGACUUGGGACGUGUAGAAGAAGGUAAAAGAAACAGGCGACGAAAUUCUUCAUCGCGAAGUAGUCGUCGUUCCAAAAAAAUGCCAGAAACUUGUGAAUCUGCUCCCUUGACGGUGACAACAGGACUUUAUGAAACUCCGCCAAACAGUGUCUCUCCUCCUAUUCCAGACAGUCUACCAGAAGUGCCAGAUUCGAACCAAAUCAGCCUCAGCGAAGAUGAUUUUAAUGGGCUUUUAAUUGACUCAGUUGUCUGGGAUGAAAACCAAUUGAACCAAUUGGAGUACUUCGAUUCUCUACUAGAGACACUUUAAAUAAUAUGAUACCCUCUCGAACUCUUCAGGACAUCUUUUAUAUGGCUCGUAAAAUAACUUAUUACAUUUGAAAAUAAGAAAUCGAAGGUUGGAUUUAUAACAGAGCCUUGUAUUAGAAUUGUGCCACUAAAAAAAAGAAAUGAAUAUUCAUUAUUCACUCUGAAUUAGAAAAGUGAGUUUUUUGAUUACGUAAAUACUCACAAACAACUUUUAUUUAUCUGAAUUGUGAAUUGGAAAAUAGACUCGAAAGAGGAUCGACUCACUUUUAAUUUCUCUUUUAAUUUGAGAGCUUAGAAUCUGAGGUUCUUAAAAUUUAGAGGUUUCCAAUUUGAAGCUUCCAAUUUUAUCCGAUUUGAUUUACGAGUAAGAAAAUUUCAGCCCGAUCAGUUGAAAUUUGAUUUUUAAUGGUUAAAUGAAUCUAGAAAUACCAAAGAGAUCAUUUUUAUGGAGAGUACGAUAUCCCGUACGACAAAUUGAAAAUGCGGAUUCCUGUGAUAGUUUUGUUAAACUCCCCUUCCAAUGACACACCCCAGAAUUCAACAUUUGUUUUAAUUAUUUUUAAAUUUAGGAACUUUUGUAUAAAAAGUUGAUACCUCGAAAAAUAUUCGGGAUAUCGAUUUAAAAGUUUCAGAUUCUGAAAAAAUCCGGCUAUUCGUACCGAAUAUCGUACUUUUUUGCCUAUUUUUCUGUAUCUACGACACUUUUACGAAAAUAUGCAAAAUAUUUAUUUUUUAAAGGCUCGAUUGAUGUUAAUACGAGAAUUUUCCGCAUAGAGUGUAGUGAAACCACUUUUGUAUGAAUAUAAACAAUAAUUUUUUGAUUGUAGAGACCCAAAUUUUGUUGGAUACUAAAAUUAUUCCAAGCCCAAAAAAUAAAUGGUGUCUGUAGAAAUCAGAAGAUGUAAAGCGAGUAAAGUAAGAAACCGAAAAACAUGACAUUUACAGUUAGAAAUUUAUAAUUUCAUAAUUAUUUUAGAUUUUCAAUCUAGAAAUAAUUAAAAACAUUUUAUUCCUUUACAUCUUCAGCAAAAUAAAUAUUUCUUAUCCACAGAUUUACUGUUGGUGACUUCAACGGUGGCAAUAAUGUGCAAAAGAGUCAAAUUGUUUUUCAUAGAUAAAAUUAAUCAAUUAAUUUUAAGAACCUAUAAGGACUCAAGAGUUUUAAAUUAAAAACUCACGUUAAGUGCCUAUAUAUAAAAAAAACUGUUGUACGUUUUUCAUAAGAAACUCUUCCCCCAUUAAGGCACAAGAAAUGCUAAAUGAGUCCUUAAGGGUCACUAAACUUAUGAAAAAUUAAAACUAUUUAAGAUGAAGUUUAAUUGUAUAUAUAUAUAUAGCAAGAUACGUAUAAUUUAUAAUAACUUAAUUUAUUAAUUACUAUACUAGAAUUGUACUAUAUCGUAUGAAAGUAAUGAAACGUAAAGACGUUUCGGUUAAUUGGUGGGUCAUUUUGCGCUCCGAUUUUCGCCUUUCCAGUAUCCGUCCAAAUAUAAGUAGAUAAAGUGAUGACCAUAAUAUGACGAAAUCACAUAAUUACGUUCAUUAUGAUUGCACUGGACAACGAAACAUGACCUAUGUAUCCAUUUAAUGGGAGGUGUCAUUUUCGAACUAGUUUCUCGUGCUGAAUUCGAAUCUGCCCUCCAAUUCUGACAUAGCCACAUGGAAACUUUUAGUCUUAAUUUCUUUUAAAAAAUCACAAAUCGCUAUUGGAUGUUCACAUAUUUAGACAAAAAGCAAUACAUCAUUUUUAUGAAAUUUUUAACGCUGAAUGUAACGUUCAGAGGGAUGUAUUAUGUAAACUCAGUGCUUGAGCUAUGAUCUAUCUCAAAGAUUUUUCAUCCGUUAAUUAAAAAGAAAGAAAAUGACCACUAUUUGAAUAAUGAAGAGUUAUUAUUUAGUUCAGUCCAAUUCGAAUUCAACAUGGAAAAAUACUUCGAAAAUGACACCUGCCAUUAAAUACACCCAAUAGAUCAUAUUUCGUUGCCCAGUGUUAUUGACUAAUAAUAAUUUAUUACGAAUAAUUCAGUCAUUUCUUAAUAAACUGUUAGUUACGUAUUGAUAGUACAUAAUAUGUACGUCUCACAGUCACUAACUAUAUUCAGUAAAAUUAAUACUAACUGACCUAAACAAUCGUGAAUUUGAUUAGUUCCUCGAGUUAAUUAUCAAUUAGUAUACAGAAUCUAUGAAAUAAUUUUGACUUUUUACUUUUAUUGAAUAAAUUCUUGCACGUCCAUUUUAUUAAAUAAAUAAUCAUUGAACAUUUUUUAACACAAAUAGAAUUGGAAAUUCUGGAUCCUUUAAUUUUCAUGUUUAUUCAAAAACCGUGUGUAAAAACUAUAAAAACUUCCUAAUUUCCUAAUUGAUAAUUAACACGCCAACUGAAAAUGAUUAAAAUAAAAUUAUGUGCCUUAAUACUGAUUGGUAAAAAUUAAUACUCCCCGGUAUUUGCUUCACUAAAUUUGCUGCCGCCUAGUCCGCUCGAAAAAUCGUUGGAACUAGAAAAGGGGCUUGACUAGUCGUGCAGAAAUUUUGGGAGGACUAGCUAAACUUAAGAAAAAUAUUUGUCUACUUAUUCCGAAUUUCGGGGCGACGAGAGAGCUCGAAAAAGUUUGUUAUUAUAUUCGAUGAGCUCUCAUUUGAGUUCAGAAAGAAAGAAGCGCUCAAUGCUAUAUGUUAAUUAUAUGAAGCAACCAAUAAAGAAAUAUUCAAGCCUUCAUCAACCAGAUGUUCAGUUAUUUUGUAAUAGGAGAUUAAAAAAAAAUUUAUUUGUAAUAUGAUUCAUUUAUUAUUAAAAUUUAUGUUUUGAAAAAAACCAGAGAAAGAACUGAAUAGAAAAUUAUUCCUUAUUGAAAGAUGUUCAUUUAGUGGUUGCUUGAUUCAGACGACAAUUUGUAAGAAUAUUGUAUUAAGUAGCUGAAAGUGUAAGAUUACGAAAUAUAGAAGUGAAUGUCAAAAGUCGUAUCGAAAUGUUUUUAUCUUAGAAAACUCACUAAGAAAAAUGGCUAAUGCCCCGUUAUAAAAAAUAUUUGGUAACAUAUCGGGCCACUGGAUAUAAUCUUGGACUAUUAAUUAUGGGACUGUGCGAUGUAGAUCAUUAAACUAUAUUCUCUAGAUGUUAAAAAUUAGAUAUUACUGAGUAAUAUCUUGGAUUGUAAAAUUUUAUAAUCUGAAAUAUUAAGAUCUAUAAUCCAAGAUUUUAAAAUCUAUUAUUAAAAAAAAAAUGGUUAGGAAAAUUUGAAUCGAUAGGAAACCUUGGUGAAUCCGAAUUCUGAAUUGAUAAUUUCUUAUAGUUUCCGAUUCGUUACGAUUUAAAAUUUAACAUUUUAUUUAUCUAUCGGUCAUUUAUUUCAUGAAUAUGCUUUAUAUUUGUUCAAAAUGCAUAUGCAUAACAGAAC